This is a messenger RNA of Venturia canescens, 12518 nucleotides long. RefSeq names its product dynein axonemal heavy chain 7-like. Gene Ontology annotation, biological process: microtubule-based movement. The transcript has 44 exons. Gene Ontology annotation, molecular function: ATP binding; dynein intermediate chain binding; dynein light intermediate chain binding. Gene Ontology annotation, cellular component: dynein complex. Lineage: Eukaryota; Metazoa; Arthropoda; Insecta; Hymenoptera; Ichneumonidae. The coding region runs from base 66 to 11762 and encodes 3898 amino acids. The record is from RefSeq and is a predicted model, not a curated record.
UCGAGUUGAAUUCGUACAUCGUUACGAAGCAAAAGCGGGAGGAGUUUCGUCAGCAUCUCGUGAGAAUGCUGAUGACCAAGGACGGCGAGGACGAAGCGGUCUUCGAGGACGCUGUCGAUCUCCUGCGGAAGGCGAAAAACGAUAAUGACGUUUUGAAAUAUUAUUAUUACUUAAUGCACGGCAUCGACGAUAUCCACGUCGCGCCGAUGUGCAAAGAAAUGUUGAACAGAAUACUGAGCCUGGUACCCGCAAACUGGAGAAUCAAGUUCAAGCCGAAACUCAAUCAGGUCAUCAGCGACGCCCGGCAAGAUUACGCCUCGAGCAUCAAAAAGUCGAUCGUCGACUUCGUACUCCAGGACCCGUUGAAAGUCGACGAUCCCAGCGAUCCCGAAGCUUCCAUUUCCAAAGAGAACUUUGAAAUCAAACAUUUCCCACCAGAAUAUACAGUCAAGUACAGAAGAAUCAAAGUCCAAUUGAAGAAAAAUCUUAUUUUGUAUCAUCCUUGCAUUCGUAAAACUUUGGAUCUUUGGCAUCGGGAAUUCAGUUCGAUCAGACAAAUCGAUCAAAAAGAGUUGGAACUACACGCUCGGUCCUGCGAUCUCUCUGGCUUCGAGACCAAAGUCAUGGAAAUCAUUGAAAAAACUCGAGCUAUCCUCUGCCAUAAUUGGCUGCCCAAAGUUCUCCAUAUUUUUGAAACGGGCAGAAAAAAGGGAAUUUUGCCAGGUCUCGAGGACGAAUCGCAGAUGCAGCGGUUCUGGAACUGCCUCGCGAUCAUCAUGGAAAGCCAGUUGCGGAGUUUGUGUUUAGUUUCUAUGGAAGAUUACAGAAAUUAUCUCCUCGAUAUGGACUCUCGAAAGCGAAGUUUCGAGUUGAACGUCGUAAUCAGGAGCAAAGCAAUCGCGUUCGAUCCAUCCUUCAAGGUGUUUGCGGAGACGCUCACAUCUCUGCUGAGCACGCUCCACCGUGCAGUUUCCGGAUUCACUAGGAUCGAGACGAAUCUGUACGAGAGAGAAGAAUCGGAGCAAGCGGUGCUGAAGCCGGUGAUAUCGGGAGAGAUGAUCAAGGUGUACAAGUACGACAUCGCGGAGUUCAUUCAAGAGCAAAGAAUCGGUCCGGAGUUGCAGCUCCAGGAGUUCGACGAACUGAUGAGCCUCGUCAACGACGUCGAGAACGAACGCGUCGCGUCGUUCCUGGACGCCGAUCCACCUCACACUUUCGAAAGUUACGCAGAACUCAUCGAGAAAUACGACGCUCUGAAAAAAAAUAUUCCGGUUAAUUACGACCGAACUUUCUUCAGCGGACUCUUCGACGUCCACAGAAAAGACCUCAUGGACGGUAUCGCCUCUGUCGCCGGUUACCUGAGGGACGAACUCGUCGAAAGGAUGAUCCUCGACUACCAGAACAAAUCGAAAAAGAUCGGAGAAGAGUAUCAGAACAUGGCAGACAGGGCUCUCAGCGUUCCGUCCAAUACUGCAGAGCUGAUGGAGCUGACAGCGUUCGUCGAGGAAGCUGAAACAAAAAUGGUGCUCGAUCUGGAAGAUCGGCUCAAGGAGAUCAUCGAAUACAUUCAAUUCUUGUCGGAUUACACGACGCUCUCGCCGGUUGAGCUCAAGACGAAUAAUUUCGCGUUUCAGUGGUACCAUCGAAUGGCGCCGAUUUUCGAGGAGCAUCGUAAAAUCGUGGCGAGAAAGACUGAGGAAUACCGGGAAGCCCUGGUCGUGAGAAUCGAAAAGUUUCAGCGAGAUCUCGUCGUCUGGGAAAAACACGGUGACGAAAUGCAGUAUUGGGGCAAUAUCGAGGAAAUAUAUCGGUACCAGAAGAAGGCUGCGAGCCUGGAAAAACGGUUGGUCAAUGCCAUUGAGACUGUGGAGAAAUUCAACGAGGAAGAAGAGCUGUUCGGAAUGGAAAUGUCGGAAUAUCCGUUGAGAAAAAAGAUCGCAGACAAACUAGCACCGUACAAAAAGUUGUACGACGCAGCCUGCGAGUUCCUGACCCAACACGACACCUGGAUGGGCUCUUUGAUCGGCACCUACGACCCGGAAACCAUCGACAUUGACUCCGGAACGGCCUACCGCACGGUCAUGAAACUUGAGAAAAGUUUUCAGGAUCAGACUGUUAGAAAACUCGCCGAAAAUGUGAGAAUUCAGAUUGAAGAGUUCAGAGAGCACAUGCCGUUGAUAAUGACCCUCGGAAAUCCUGGAAUGAAAGCUCGACACUGGAACCAAGUUUCAGAAAUCGUUGGAUUUCCUAUAAAGGUCGAUGACCAAAUGACCAUGGCCAAGAUAAUAGACUUCGGCUUGGACGAGUACGUCGCGAAAUUCGAAGGGAUUUCCGAAGCUGCGACCAAAGAGAGCAAUCUGGAGAAGGCUCUCCUGAAGAUGCACGCCGAUUGGACCGACAUAGAAUUCACUGUUAAUCCUUAUCGAGAUACGGGGACUUACGUCAUCGCGAGCGUUGACGAAAUUCAAUUGCAGCUCGACGAUCAUCUCACGAAAGCUCAAACUAUGAAGAAUUCCCUGUACAUCAAACCUUUCGAAAAGGAAACUCUAGAAUGGGAAGGCAAGUUACACUUGCUCCAGGAGAUAAUGGACCAUUGGCUCAAAGUCCAAGCGACCUGGAUGUACUUGGAACCGAUAUUUUCGUCACCGGAUAUUCAGCAGCAGAUGCCGGAAGAAGGAAGGCGUUUCAGUGCUGUCGACAAAAUUUGGCGAGACAUAAUGAACUCCGUGAUUCAAGAUCCUCGAGUGAUGUCAGUAGUGGAAAUCGACAAGAUGUUGGAUCGUUUGAAAAAAUGCACGGGUCUCCUGGACCUCAUACAAAAAGGCCUGCACGACUAUCUCGAGAAGAAGAGACUGUUUUUCCCUCGAUUUUUCUUCCUUUCGAACGACGAGUUGCUGGAAAUAUUAUCGGAGACGAAAGACCCGACGAGAGUUCAGCCACAUUUGAAAAAAUGUUUCGAGGGCAUCGCGAAGCUCGAGUUCACCGAAGGCAUGGACAUCACGACGAUGAUGUCGUCCGAGGGUGAGAGCAUCGUCCUCGAAGAUAUAAUCGAUACGACGGCGGCGAGAGGUCAGGUAGAAAAAUGGCUGAUCGAAUUGGAAGCUGACAUGAAAAAAAGCGUUCGUGCUCAGGUCAUUAGAGCAAAAGAUGCGUAUUUGUUGAAAGCGAGAAGUCAGUGGGUUUUGGACUGGCCUGGUCAGACCAUCUUGUGCAUAAGCCAACUCUACUGGACCGCUGAUAUUACGAACGCGUUCAGCAGUGCUCCAGAUGGUCUCAAGGAGUACAUCGACUUAUGCAACGAGGAACUCAAUCAGAUUAUAAAAUUGGUACGAGGAACUCUGUCGACACAAAAUCGGACGACUUUAGAAGCGUUGGUGACCCUCGACGUCCAUGGUAGAGAUGUUUUGAUGGGUCUUUGGGAGGAAAACGUGACUCGAGACACAGACUUCAAGUGGCUUUGUCAGUUGCGUUACUACUGGAUGGAUGAUAAUCUGGUCACCAUGAUGAUAAACUCCUCUCUCCGUUACGGAUAUGAAUAUCUGGGCAACACUUCGCGUCUCGUCAUAACGCCGCUGACUGAUCGUUGCUACAGAACUCUUUUUGGUGCGUUAGCCCUUCAUUUGGGCGGAGCACCGGAAGGACCAGCAGGAACGGGCAAAACGGAAACCACCAAAGAUCUUGCCAAAGCUGUCGCCAAACAAUGCGUCGUAUUCAAUUGCUCCGACGGCUUGGAUUAUAUCGCCUUGGGAAAAUUCUUCAAGGGUCUGGCUUCUUCGGGUGCUUGGUCUUGUUUCGACGAGUUCAAUCGCAUAGAUCUCGAAGUAUUGUCGGUCGUUGCACAGCAAAUACUCACAAUUCAACGUGCCAUAAAUUCCGGAAAACAGACUCUCGUUUUCGAAGGUACAGAGCUCGUUUUGGAUCCAACUUGCGCGGUAUUCAUCACCAUGAAUCCCGGGUAUGCAGGACGUUCGGAGUUACCGGACAACCUCAAAGCUCUCUUUCGGCCUGUCGCCAUGAUGGUACCAGACUACGGACUUAUUGCAGAAAACACUUUAUAUUCUUAUGGAUUUUACACGGCUCGACCACUCUCCGUUAAAAUAGUGAUGGCGUAUCGACUGUGUUCGGAACAGCUGUCGAGUCAGAGUCAUUACGAUUAUGGUAUGAGAGCCGUCAAAUCUGUUCUGAUAGCAGCAGGAAACUUGAAGCUCAAGUAUCCAACGGAGAACGAGGAUAUUUUGAUUUUGAGGAGCAUCAAAGACGUCAAUUUGCCCAAAUUCUUGAGCCACGAUCUGCCAUUGUUUCAUGGUAUAGCUUCGGAUCUUUUUCCAAACGUCGUUCUUCCAGAGCCCGAUUAUACAGAUCUCAACAAAUCGGUUCACCAAGCAUGUUCGGAGGCGAACAUGCAAUGCGUGCCAUCAUUCCUCGAGAAAAUUCAACAAAUCUAUGAAAUGAUGAUCGUCAGACACGGUUUCAUGAUAGUCGGUUUUCCAUUCGGUGGAAAAACGUCAGCGUAUCGAAUGCUGGCAGCAGCUCUCGAGUUGUGCGAGGAAAAUAAUUUGAUGAACGAGCACAAGGUCGAAAUAACAGUGAUCAAUCCGAAAUCCAUCACAAUCGGCCAAUUGUACGGUCAGUUCGAUCCGGCCUCGCACGAAUGGAGCGAUGGUGUCCUCGCUGUAAGUUAUCGAGCUUUUGCCACCUCCACCAACGAAAGCCGCAAGUGGCUCGUAUUCGAUGGCCCGAUCGACGCAGUGUGGAUCGAAAAUAUGAACACCGUUCUCGACGACAACAAAAAACUUUGUCUCAUGAGCGGAGAAAUCAUUCAACUCGCCAAAACGACCAAUUUGAUCUUCGAGCCUAUGGACCUCGAAGCCGCGUCGCCUGCCACCGUCUCUCGGUGCGGAAUGAUUUACAUGGAACCAAACGCACUGGGGUGGGAUCCGCUGUUAAAAUCGUGGCUGGAAAAGACUCCAGCGAUACUCGGCGAUUUCAUCAAAUCUUUUCUCUACGAGUCCCUUUUCCUGAGAUUUUGCAAGCCUCUUUUCCAUCUCCUGCGACGUGGAGGGGUGAGGGAAAUGUGUCCAAUGCCGGACUCGAAUCACUUGACGUCGGUGACGUACCUCAUGGAUUGUUUCAUCAACGAAUACCGCGAAUUGAAAGCCGGCACAAGCGUCAACGAAAUUGAUCUCCGAGCCCAAAUCGAGGGCUCAUUCUUCUUCUCCUGCAUUUGGGGCAUGGGCGGAACCCUCGAAGCACCAGACAGAGAAAAGUUCAGCAUCCUGUUCCGGGGGCUCCUCGAGAAAGAAUUUCCAGCACGGUUGAUCGAGUUGUACGAGCUUCCGGAGCCGGUGAACCCGCCGGCGAAACCGUACAUCUUCGUCAUGCCCAAGGACGGUCUCGUGUUCGACUACAAAUUCAUCAAAGAAGGAAAAGGAAAGUGGAAAUUGUGGUCCGACGAGUUGAUAAAUGCUCCGCCAAUCCCCCGCGACAUACCGGUCAACCAGAUAAUCGUUCCGACAGUCGAGACCAUCAGAUACAGCACGCUCUUCCAGCUGUUGGUUCAGAACCAAAAGCCAGUUUUAUUCGUGGGCCCCACGGGAACCGGGAAGUCGGUUUACAUAAUAGAUUUUCUGCUGAAGAAGAACAACACCGCGAUCUACAAGCCGCUGUUCAUCAACUUCUCGGCUCAAACGACUGCCCACCAAACGCAGGAAAUAAUAAUGAGCAAGCUGGACAAAAGGAGGAAAGGAGUGUUCGGGCCACCGAUUGGAAAGCGCUGGGUCGUCUUCGUCGACGACGUAUCGAUGCCCCUGAAAGAAACUUACGGCGCCCAACCGCCUGUUGAACUCCUCAGACAACUUCUCGAUCACUGGCAGUGGUACGACCACAAGGAAGUCGUUCCCAUCAAACUCAUCGAGAUCCAGCUGAUGUGCGCUAUGGGGCCGCCUCUCAGCGGUGGGAAAGACGUUACGCAGCGAUUUAAGCGACACUUUUUCACUCUGACGAUCGCAGAGUUCGAGGACAAAGUUAUGAUUACGAUUUUCAGCAAAAUCGUCCUCUGGCAUCUCGACACCAGAGGAUUCAGCAAAGAAUUUGACCCCUGCAUCGACCAGGUUGUGCUCGCGACCCUCGACGUUUACAAAUCGAGUCUCCGGAAUCUUCUGCCCACGCCCGAAAAGUCCCACUAUCUUUUCAACCUCCGCGAUUUUUCUCGCGUUAUUCAGGGGGUCUUGCUCUCCGUACCGGAAUCGAUGCCGACUCUUGCCAGCAUGAAGAGGCUUUGGGUCCACGAAAUUCUUCGAGUUUUCAGCGAUCGCCUGGCCGACGAGGCUGACGUCAACUGGCUGGUACUGCAACUGCAUAAAACUGUUAAAGAACACAUGGAAACUGACUUCGAUGCUCUGUUCGAGGACCUCUCAAUCAAUGAGAUUCUAAUUCCACAGAUUGGCGAUACCCAGUUAAGAAAACUGGUUUAUUGCGACUUCGCCGAUCCCAAAGCCGACGUUCGUCUGUAUCAAGAGAUCGCGGACCUCGAAGCACUGCGGAUAAUCGUAGAAGGCUACCUCGUGGAGUACAAUUCGAUGACGAAGAAGCCGAUGAAUCUCGUCUUGUUCAGAUUCGCUCUGGAGCACUUGUCGAAAAUAUCGAGAAUAAUAAAGCAGCCGAGAAGCCACGCGCUUCUCGUCGGUGUCGGUGGCUCAGGAAGACAAUCAUUGACGAGAUUAGCGUCCCACAUUUGCGAAUACGAUCUUUUCCAGGUUGAAAUAACGAAACACUACGAAAUGCACGAAUGGCGGGAGGACGUUAAAUCCAUUCUGAAAAGAACAACCGCUACGGAUUUACACUCGACUUUUCUAUUCGCUGAUACUCAGCUGAAGGAAGAAAGUUUCCUCGAAGACAUCAGCAAUAUUUUAAACUCUGGAGAGGUGCCGAAUAUAUUCAACGCGGAGGAAAAAGCCGAAAUAUGUGAAAAAAUGAGGCAAAUCGACAGGCAACGUGAGCGUACGAUGCAGACGGACGGGAGCCCGGUCGCGCUGUUCAAUCUUUUUGUGCAAAUAGCCAGGGAUCAGUUGCACAUCGUAUUGGCGAUGUCGCCGAUAGGCCAGAGCUUCCGGAACCGCGUACGAAAAUUUCCGGCGCUGGUUAACUGCUGCACCAUUGAUUGGUUGCAAUUAUGGCCGGAGGACGCUUUGCUCGCGGUGGCAACGAAGUUUCUCGGUGAAAUUGAGCUUUCGGAUCACGAGCGUAAAGCUGGCAUAGAAAUGUGCCAAUUUUUUCACAUUUCCACUCAGGAUUUGAGCGUUGAGUUUCUCACGAGGCUUGGCAGAUACAAUUACGUCACACCAACGUCCUACCUCGAAAUGAUCAACACUUUCAAAGAUUUGCUUCAGCGAAAACGGAGUGAAAUUCUACUGGCCAAGGCAAGAUACGAAGGCGGUUUGGAUCGAUUGGACAGCACGCAGCAGCAAGUAACCGAGAUGCAAGAAACUCUGAGACAAUUACAGCCCAUGCUGGUCACGGCAGCUCAAGACGUGCAGCGUAUCAUGACAACCGUAGAAAAGGAGAGCAUCGAAGUCGGCGAAGUCGAGAAAGUCGUCAAAGUCGACGAGGAAGCUGCAAUGGAAGUCGCAGCAGCUGCUGCUGAAAUAAAAGCCGAAUGUGAUGCAAAUCUUGCUGAAGCAAUGCCCAUUCUGAAUCGUGCUCAAGCUGCCCUCGAUACUUUGACGCAAGCGGACAUAUCGGUCGUAAAAUCCAUGAAAAAUCCACCAGCUAAUGUCAAACUAGUCAUGGAGGCUGUUUGUAUCCUGAAAGACGUGAAACCAGAAAAAAUUCAAACGCCUGACGGCAAGACGGUGGAAGACUAUUGGAAAGCUUCCAUGAAAGUGCUCAGCGACGUAAAGUUUAUGGACUCGUUGCUCUACUUCGACAAAGACAACAUACCCGAGCGUAUAAUGGAAAAAAUUCGUAAAGAUUAUCUGACGAAUCCAAACUUCGAUCCGGACAAGAUAAAAACCUCGUCAACCGCCUGCCAAGGCCUCUGCAAGUGGAUUUACGCCAUUUCGGAAUACGACAAAGUCGCCAAAGUCAUUGCACCCAAGAAAAAGGCACUCGCCGAAGCCCAAGCGACUUACAACGAGGCGAUGAUAAAGCUCGAAGCGAAACGAGCACAAUUGGCAGAAGUCCAGGCCAGAUUGGCUGCUCUGGAAGCAGAUUUAGCUGCCAAGAAAGCCGAGUAUCAAGCGAUGAUUGACAAAGUCACGGAAUGCGAACAGAAGUUGAAACGAGCCGAAGAAUUGAUCGGUGGUCUUGGGGGCGAAUAUACACGAUGGUCAGAAAAUGCCAAAGAGUUGGGAUUGAGGUACGAUCGGUUGACCGGAGACGUGAUAUUGGCUUCAGGAAUAGUCGCGUAUCUCGGUGUAUUCACAACGCCAUUUCGUGUGAAACAAAUUGAAAGUUGGGUCUCAUUGUGCACGAGUUUAGAAGUUGUUUGUACGCAAGACUUCCAGCUCCGUGACGUCCUAGGGGACGCUGUGCUGAUCAGAUCUUGGAUCAUUUCGGGUCUGCCGAGCGAUUCGUUCUCAAUCGACAACGGGAUAAUUGUGCAAUACGCAAGGAGGUGGCCUCUCAUGAUCGACCCUCAAACCCAGGCGAAUCGCUGGGUCAAAAACAUGGAAAAGCUCAACAACCUCGGGAUAAUUCGGCUCUCGCAGCAAGACUAUUCCAGGAUUUUAGAGAACGCUAUUCAGUUUGGACAACCGGUGCUCCUGGAAAAUAUUGGCGAAGAAAUAGACGCUGUACUCGAGCCAAUUCUGUUGAGACAAACCUUCAAACAGGGAGGGUCUUUGUGCCUGAAACUCGGGGACACGGUGGUCGAAUACAACCCGGACUUCAGAUUCUACAUCACGACGAAGCUGAGAAAUCCUCAUUACAUGCCAGAAAUCGCGGUGAAAGUGACAUUGCUGAAUUUUAUGAUAACGCCCAGUGGCCUGGAGGACCAGCUGCUUGGUAUAGUCGUUGCGAAAGAGCGUCCGGAUCUGGAAUCAGAAAAAAAUUCCCUCAUUAUCCAGGGGGCAGCGAAUAAAAAGCUCUUGAAGGAAACCGAAGGGAAGAUUUUGGAAGUGCUCUCAGUCGCAGAAGGGAAUAUACUCGAGGACGAAGAGGCUAUAAGCGUUCUCACGUCGUCGAAAGUACUCAGCAAUGACAUCCAAGUGAAACAAGCUGCAGCUGAAGUGACAGAAAAAUCAAUCGACACAGCACGACUCCAGUAUACCUCGAUCGCUGUUCACUCGACAGUCUUGUUUUUCACGAUAGCCGUCCUAGCCAACAUAGAUCCGAUGUACCAGUACUCUUUGGCCUGGUUCGUCAAUCUGUUCAAACUAGCGAUAGACAAAACGGUGCAGAUGGAAAAUUUCGAUGUCCGUCUCGACGAAAUGACGAAAAAUUUCACGUACUCGCUCUACGUCAACAUAUGCAGAUCGAUUUUUGAGAAGGACAAGCUCCUGUUUUCGAUGUUGCUCGCGAUCAAUUUGCUCGACCAAAAAGGAGCGCUGGUUUCAUCUCACUGGAUGUUUCUGUUGACUGGAGGCGUGGGACUGGACAAUCCGUUUCCAAAUCCGACUGCAUGGCUUCCGGUUAAGCUCUGGGACGAGCUUUGUCGUUUGAACGCGAUAGCAGGAUUCGAAAAUAUUCGGGAAUCCUUUACGAAAAACCUAAAAGAUUGGAAAGCAUUUUUCGAUGCGAAAGAACCGCAGUCAAUGUCUCUACCAGAACCGUUCGACAAGCUUACGAAAUUCCAGAGAUUGAUGGUCCUCCGAUGCAUUCGGCCCGACAAGGUCAUUCCAGCUGUUCAAAGCUUUGUCGAAUCUGAACUCGGGUCGCAGUACGUGGACCCUCCACCCUUCGAUCUCAACGCUUCCUACGCUGAUUCGAACAACUGUAUUCCGUUGAUAUUCAUCCUGACCCCGGGGGCAGACCCGACCCAAGUUCUUCUCAACUUCGCUGAUGAACAAGGCUUCGGUGCCAAUCGGUUGUUCUCGCUGUCUCUUGGCCAAGGGCAAGGCCCAAUAGCGGUGAAGCUGAUAAACGAGGGUGUGAAAUACGGAAAUUGGGUGGUUUUACAAAACUGCCAUUUAGCCAAAAGCUGGAUGGGAACGUUGGAGAAGAUAUGCGAAGGUCUUAUGCCGGAUACGAAUCAUCCUGAUUUCCGUCUCUGGCUCACGAGCUAUCCGGCGGACCAUUUUCCAGUGAGCGUUCUCCAGAACGGCAUAAAGAUGACGAACGAGCCGCCGAAAGGACUGCGGGCCAAUAUCCUCAGGUCGUAUCUGAGCGAUCCGAUAAGUGAUUCCGAGUUCUUCGAGUCUUGCAAGCAGACCAACACCUUCAAGAAGCUUCUUUAUUGUUUGUGCUUCUUCCAUGCGAUCGUUCAGGAAAGAAGGAAAUUUGGUCCCAUCGGUUGGAACACGCCGUACGAGUUCAACGAGACGGAUCUCCGCAUCAGCGUCCUACAAUUGCAAAUUUUGUUGGAUCAAUACGACGACGUACAGUUUGAAGCUCUGAAAUAUCUGACUGGCGAAUGCAACUACGGGGGCAGAGUCACCGACGCUUGGGAUCGCAGGACCCUCAAUACGAUCCUUGCCAAGUACUACUGCGAGGAAGCUCUGAGCGAGGAAACUUACUACUUUGACGAAACUUCUGAACUCUACUAUUGUCUGGUUGCAAAGGAACAUGACGUCUAUUUGGAGUACACAAAGAAUCUACCAUUGAUCACUGCACCAAGUGUUUUUGGGAUGAACGAAAAUGCUGACAUCAUCAAGGACCAGCAGGAAACGGAAUUGUUGUUUAAAUCGCUUUUACUCACCCAGGACCGAUGGGAUCUAUGGGAAUCGAAGGAAGCUGGAAAAUCUGGAGCUGGCAGUGUUUCAUCAGACGAUAUAAUAUUCAACGUAGCUGCGGAUAUUCUCAGCAAGUUAUUCAACGACUACGAUUUGCACGAGGCUCUGCAAAAGUAUCCAACUUUGUAUGAUCAAAGUAUGAAUACUGUGCUAGUCCAGGAGAUGGGACGAUUCAAUAAACUGUUGCAGUGCAUAAGGACCAGUCUCAAAAAUGUGCAGAAAGCAAUAAAAGGACUCAUCGUGAUGUCUGUCGAACUGGAAGAAGUUGCCAGUGCGAUUCUCACAGGGAAAAUCUCCUCGUUGUGGAUGAAAAAUUCUUAUCCAUCCCUCAAACCUCUAGGAAGCUACAUCAACGAUUUUGUCGAACGAUUGAAAUUUUUUCAGAAAUGGUUCGACAAGGGACCUCCGACGACUUUUUGGCUCUCAGGCUUUUACUUCACCCAAGCAUUUCUGACCGGGGCUUCCCAGAACUUUGCUCGCAAAUAUAAAAUUCCUAUCGAUCUGCUGGUGUACGAUUUCAUUGUACUUAAGGAAACUUCCUUCACGAGUCCACCAACCGAUGGCGUUUACAUCUAUGGCCUCUAUUUGGAUGGCGCACGAUUUAAUAAGGAGUCAAUGACAUUGGACGAGAGUCUUCCCAAAGUGCUUUACGACCAGAUGCCUCAUAUGUGGCUGUUGCCGACGUUGAAAGAAAAAAUACCAGAGCGUAAAACAUACACGUGUCCUCUAUACAAAACGAGUGAGCGACGUGGCGUUCUUUCGACUACUGGUCAUUCGACCAAUUUUGUGAUUGCGAUGCAGUUGCCUACGACGAAGCCUCAAGAGCAUUGGAUUGUGAGGGGAACGGCGAUGCUUUGCCAAUUGACGCAAUAAAAAAAUUGGAAUUCUUUUGUAUAAAUAUAAUGUGCAUAAUAAUAAGAGAUAAUUAAAAAUUUGUGAAAUGAAACAAUUUCGUAGAUUGAAAUAAGUAUAUUAAAAUCGCGAUAUUGGUGAAUCACAUAUACUUGCAGAACUUGACCUUGAAAUGUGAGAAAAAAAAAUUCACCCCUUCAACCGGCUUACACGCGCCCCGGCGAAUGGCGUCUCAGCCGUCCUCACACCCCCACAACACUGAGCCAAGCAUGAGCGCGUGAAAUGUAAACACAGAGUCAAGGCUCCGCGAACGAAAACAAAAGUCGCACAAGUAAACAAAAAUCUGCUCGAAAGUGUUCCAUCACACACCUUUUUACACUGAAUAAUAAAUUUUAUAGGAGUGUAAUAUUUUUUCUAUUUCUCAUAUAAAAUAGACGCGUACAUGUAGAACAUGUUUUUAUGAACUUUCAUUUUCAUCAUUGGCUACGAUAAAUUGCAUCACUUUAUAUAACAAUAGCUUCAAAAUAUUCGAUUGAAAAUUUCUACACAUACUAAAUAUUUAAUUGGAGGUAUGGCGCCGAGCGAUAGUUAGCAAUUUUUUAAUUUUUGUGAGGGGCCGAUCUUACCAACAUAUGGUAUGAAACUGGUGGGAGGAGAACAAUAUAUAUACAAAACUGCGAUGCGUGUGUGCAAUAAAUUCAGAAUGAAAAAGAUAUUUCAUGUUAAAAAUUUUAUCCAAUCAUUAUUUUCCAUAUAAAUCUUGUUAUGAGACGUUUU